UAGUUGGCGCCAUUUUGCUGCGAGCGGAGGUUCCUGUUUGGUCUCUCGACUGGAGAACGUGCUACGACGAGGCAGCUCAGGCAGUAUCUCGCUGGUGUUCGGUCUCGGUGUGUGACUCGAGUUAAGUUGUUAAAGAUCUUCAGGGGAAAAAGAGGUGAAAUUCUAUCAGAGCCUAAGAAUGGCAGUAGUGAUCCGUUUGCAGGGGCUUCCUGCUGUUGCUGGCUCUGGUGAUAUUCGGCAUUUCUUCUCCGGACUGCAUAUUCCUGAUGGAGGUGUGCAUAUUAUUGGUGGUAAUCUUGGUGAUGCCUUCAUUAUAUUUGCAACAGAUGAAGAUGCCAGGCGUGCCAUGAGCCGAUCUGGUGGUGUUAUAAAGAGCUCAAAAGUUCAGCUUUUACUGAGCAGCAAGGCAGAAAUGCAGAAUAUUCUGGAGAUGAGGCGUAAAAGUAACAAGAAUCCAAAGCAUCCGGCAUUGCCAUUUCCCGGAGACAUAAACAAACUAGUGUCUGUGGUGAAGAAAGGAAUAAGCCAAAUUAAACAUGAAAACAAUAAUUAUGAAUCUGGUUUAAACAACUCCGGGUUAAAACAUGACCAGAAAGAAUCGCCAUCUUUCGAAGGCCCAGAAGAUGUCUAUUUGUUUCUCUUUGGGCUCCCUUACACUGCAACGGAAGAAGACAUUAUUAAAUUUUUUGAUGGCCUACACGUGGUUGACAUCAUUUUCCUACUGCGUCCAAACGGUUAUAGGAAUGGAAAUGGCUAUGUAAAAUUUGGAAGUCCAGAAGAUGCUGCCUCAGCAAUGGAACGUAAUAACGAAUACAUAGGCCAUAGGUUUAUAUCUCUAAAGAAGGCAUCUGAGGAACUUUGGGUGGCUGCUGGUGGCCAGCCUGGAAGAACUCCUUCCAAACAACCCAGGAAGCAAAGGACAAGGUCAAGAUCACCACAAAACCAAACGUUUUAUAUACAUCUGAAAAACUUAUCUUACGGAGUGGAGAAGUACGAUAUAAAGAAAUUUUUGGACAUUCCCGACAUGGCAGAAACACAGAUAAAGUUCCUGCUUGAUAAGCAUAAUAAUCGAACAAGAGAAGGCUUUGUUAUGUUAAAAAACGAGAGGCAGUUUGAGAAAUGUCUUGCAUUACACAAAAGCAACUUAACUGGUCGGCCAGUUUUCAUAUUCCCAAUUCCUCGUAAAGCAAUGUUGGAGUUAAUAGAGUCUUAUGAAACACAAACCCCACCAAAACGGGAAAGGCCGGACGAAGAUUAUCUAAGGAGGAGUCAGUCUAACAUGAAAAGAUGUCUAUAUUUAAGGAACUUUCCCUUUGAUGUUACUAAAGCUGAAGUUCAGAAGUUCUUUGCCGGAUUCGCUGUGCAUGAAGAUGAUAUAUUCUUGCUCUUUGACAACAAAGGAGUUGGACUUGGAGAAGCACUGGUGAGGUUCCCAUCAGAACACCAGGCUAUGCUUGCCGAAAGCUUGAAUCGACAACAGUUCUUAGGAACAGAAGUUUUUCUGAGGGUUAUUUCUGACGAGCAAACAAAAGAAUUUGGCGCUUUCAUUGAUGAUCCAAUUAAAAGUGUUGUGUCCCAUUCGCAAGUAUAUAGAGAGGAGUUUGUCGAACCUAGUCGACGUGAAACUUUUGAAAGGUCGUUAGUUGAACCUGGUAAAAAUGAGCAUGGUCGUAGUGAUUUUAGAAAUUCCCCAAAAAGGAGGAGAAGAGAUUCCUACCCAAUGGAGUUAGGUCCAGAUGAUUCUUAUGGCAGGUUUGACAUGGGAAAUGAAGCUGAUUACCAUCGUUCUUUACCAGCUCCUCAAAGCUUUAAAGGUAGAUCACCUGGAGCUGAGAUUCACAUGAAGAAUGUGCCAUUCACUGCUACUAUUGAUGAAAUUUUAGAUUUUUUCUAUGGUUAUAACAUAAUUCGAGAAUCCAUCCGCAUCAAAUUUACCAAAAAUGGAUGGGCCACCGGAUUAGCCACAGUUUGCCUCGAAAAUUACGAUGAGGCAUUGGCUGCCGUUAAUGAACUUCAUCAAAGGCCCAUUGGAUCACGUAAAAUUAAUUUGACUUUAAUAAGAAUCUAGAAGCAGACACAUUUGAUGUUUAACUCCUCCUGUGCCGCAUGUUUUAGUUAAGUUUUUUUUUUUUUUUUUUUAAUACAGUUGAUCCACAAUUAGUUUUUACAAGCGUUCCACAGUUUGCCACAAGGAGUUACUAACAGAUGUGUCACUCAACGCAUUCCUUAUUUUGCCUUCAGUAAUCCUCCUAAAUAUAGUGAUGUACAUUGUCUUUUAGCUGUGUACAGUUCAUGUUUAUUCAUGUUUGGAUUAAAAUGUUUUCAUAUAUCCAUACGUCUUGAGAUUUAAUUAGAAAUGACAAAAGUGAAUAUCUAAUCUUCUAUCUCGUAUGCAAGCAAUUUCAUACAAGUCGUGGCCUACGUCUACCCUUCCAACAUAGCCAUUUUCUUUCUGUGAUACCUGCUUGGCUGGCAGUGUUUGUUUUGUGUGAUUACACGUAGUAAAUUAAUUCCUCAGACUGAUGUAACCAAAAUCUUUGGCAAAGUAAUGUUGUUGUUGUUUUGUUUUUUUGUAGCUCUGGACUUAAUGAAUCUAAUUUUGGACUGUGGCAUAGUUUCAAUUGAUUGUUUAUAGCUUAUUAUAAACACGUGCUCUGAUUAUUUUUUUUUGUACGCUUUGGCCAAUGGUUCUUCCCAUGACUCCUCAUCUGAGAUCUUAAACUUUAUUUUGUGGUAUUGGGAUCCACUGACUUAGGAUAUAUAUAACGUCUGUUUAUAUUCACAGGAAAUGGUUAGCAUUUUUAGUAAUGGAUACUUGUUCCUAGAUUGUUACACUAUACUGAAGAUUUGUAAUUGAUACGAUGAAUAGGACUAUGUAACGCUUGUGAAUUUUCUUGUGUUGCCGUCGUAGUACUUUAGUGUGACUUAGACUAAGUCUGUGAAUAAAGAAUACUAUUGUCCCAACCUUUUGGUUCUCCCCCCCUCUUUUUUUUUUUUUUUCAAUGGCUAUCCUGUUUUUGUGCGUAUUAAAUGAUCCUUGGCAAAUCCUGCUUUUAGUUUUGCAUUAGGUUUGAUAGGGUCACUAGUGAAAAACAUACAUAAGUUGAUAAAAUAAAUCAACUUCAUAUAAGUGUUACUCUGAGCUGAAAUGAUAAAGUGAUGGUCAGUUGAAUGGCUGAAAAACAGGCAUUCUAAUCACUUGGAAUGUUGGAGAACAUUUCUUGUACGUUGUGAGAGGAAAGCACUCAAGGAUGGGGUGUCUGUGUAUGGAAGACACAGCACCAAAUAUAAUGAAAUGCUGAUGACAAAAAGGUUUUCUAAAGGUACCUAGACUGUCCACUACGAUUUGGAGCAACCUUGGUUACACCUGGAAAGGAAAUUCUUGUUUCUUAUACGACAGAUGAUCAUUGUUGUAUAUUGUCUUCGCUAUCAGUUCUUUUAUUGGUUUCAUUGUCAUAUCAUUUUGGAUAUUAAGUAACCCUUUCUUAGGAGUUGUAAAGUUGGUACCGCAAUAUUGGUUUUGCCAUGCUAGAAGUACCAAAUUUGAUUGGUUCAAUCUGAUUUCCCUCAACUCACUUGUCGUCAUGGUAAAUUCUGCAGACUGAUAAGAUUUUUUUUUUUUGUGCAAAAAAAAAAUAAAAAAUGUUGGGGUUUGGAUAAUUUUUUGUUACUAUUUUUCACAAAAAAGUAACAAUUAGAGGUUUUUGUUUUUUUUUUAAAUAUGCUUUGACUUUAGAUCAAAAUAUUUGCCCUGAUUUGAGAAUGACCUUUCUCUUCACAUAGUCAUGAAUUCACCAUUACCUCUUUAGCUUAAGCAAAUGGUUAGAAUUUAUGGUGUGUUAAGAGGACAUUCUCGGAUACAUUGACAAACCAAUGAAGGAUGGUGCUUUUGGCAUUAAAGUAAGGAAAGGCAAGAUUGUGGAGUACACAUGUCCGUCCCAUGUAUUUGACUGUUGGAGCAGUGAGACUUCUUUAGUGCACAUAAUUGUACCUAAAAUAAGUAUAAAUUGUGCAUUUGCGCUUUAGCGUGAGCAAUGGCCAAGGCAAAAGAACUAAGUGAGUUUGAAGGUACUGAUAACCAAACGAGCAAAUCUGUAUGAGACAUCAUGGCUGUAUGGAGACUGGACCUGUAAACACAUUAUGUUCAGCCAACAGAACACUGAGGAAAGAACGUGUCAGCUGCUGCUAGCAGCGGAGUAUGACUCUUAUGCAAAAGCAUCCGAUAACGACAUGCAGCUUGAUGUGGUGGCAGACAUCCCAACUCAACUUAUCAGCAGAAGCAAGAUGAUGAUACACCGGGUGAUGGAACAUAAACUUUGGUUUUAGUACGUUUGGAACAUCAUUGCCUGCCUGAUCUGAUGAAUUCUAGUUUGUGCUGUUAAAUGUUAAUAGGUAUGACCAAUAUAUAGCAAAAGCUAAAUAAAUAAAUUUUACCAGGUGUCAGCAAUCCACGCUGUUUCUUGAACUGUAAUCGCCUGGGAUUAUGGAAUGGCUUUUGGAGGCACACUUCAAUUACCUUGGCAUGAGUAGAGCCAGGUUUGGAAACCCCAAUCAAUACUGAACUGGGCAAUGGAAUUGUUUAGUGACUUAAUGCUCUUUCACAAGGUUUGGAAAGUCCUGGUAUUGGUCCACAGAAGUGAAUUUAGUUGCAGUGGGCUCUUAUGCAGAUAUUACUCCACUUGUUUGUGGGAUGAGAUGGAGAAACUAUGGAGGUAGAGAUUAAUCGCAAGAUAAUUUGAACUACAGCAGGCUGAAGUGGAGGGGAACAUAUGGUAGCGUCUGUGUCACUAGAUUGUCGAAUGGGGCUCUAGAAUUCUCAAAUUAUUACAGAAGUGCUUUAUUCAUUUAGAAUUGAAAGAAUAAAAUACCUUCUAAACAGGGAUAUAAUGUGCUGAAUCUGUUUAAGAUAGACAAUUAAAUACAUUUAUUAAGAUAUUAAAAUCUAUUUGAGGAGCUAACGGAUGGUAAAUGUAUAAUCUGCUUAGAAGAGCAUGUAAAUUUAGCAUGUCACGUGGGCCUCUAGAGCAGUGCUUUCCAGUUUCAGCAUACUGGCCUGUGUUUGUUUUUUACUAUCUUGUGUACAGGAUGUUAUUUGUUUUACAAAAGGAAUGCUAGAGCAACAACUGUUCCAAAAUGAGGUUUUUGUUUGCAAAUUCAUAAUAAAAAUGUAGUUGCAUGUUUUAA
Molecule: messenger RNA, 5184 nt
Organism: Pseudophryne corroboree (corroboree frog)
Lineage: Eukaryota; Metazoa; Chordata; Amphibia; Anura; Myobatrachidae
Product: RNA-binding protein 12B-like
Exons: 3
Coding region: 179-2068 (629 amino acids)
Cellular component (GO): ribonucleoprotein complex
Molecular function (GO): RNA binding
Source: RefSeq, a predicted model, not a curated record